This is a messenger RNA of Caenorhabditis bovis, 921 nucleotides long. NCBI's taxonomy places the organism in Eukaryota, Metazoa, Nematoda, Chromadorea, Rhabditida, Rhabditidae. The record is from the annotation of a GenBank genome assembly.
AUGUGGAAAAUCACCAGUGGUGCGGCGAUAGCAGGAUGCUCAUUUUUAUUGGGCAGAUAUUCGAAAAAUGAGGAGAGCCGGGUGUUUCGCAACGCCAUGUCGGCAACAUCAAAUAUUAAACGUAGUGUAUUACAGGAGCCAAUAUCUUUUCCCGCUACAACAACCAAUGAUGCUCAUCUUCAACCAUCGCGAGCCUCUCAAAUAAUGGUGCACGGAUUUCCGGGCUUUGACAACUUGCGAACAUUUGAAGACUUUGUCUUAUCGUAUGAUAGGAAGACAAAAACAGCGCAUUGGGUUUGUGAGCAUCUGACACCAGAUAUGCUUGUUUAUGAUAAAUCAGUGGAUCGAACGAAAUGUCAAUUUCGACCCGAUGAAAGUAUUCACAAAUAUUUUCAAUCUCAAAAUGAGGAUUAUAAAGGAAGUGGGUUUGAUCGAGGUCAUUUGGCUGCCGCAGGCAAUCAUAGAAAGUCUCAGAACGCUGUUGAUCAAACGUUCUUCCUCACAAACAUGAGUCCGCAAGUUGGCAAAGGUUUCAAUCGAGACAAGUGGAAUGAGCUCGAGAAAUAUUGCAGAAAAAUCGCAAAGAAAUCGGUGAACACUUACAUUCUCACUGGUCCAAUGUACCUUCCGAAACUUUUUGAAGAUGGUAAAAAAUAUGUCAAAUAUCAAGUUAUUGGCAAGAAUCACGUUGCGGUGCCAACACAUUUUUUCAAAGUACUUCUAGUGGAAGUGGCGCCUGGAAAUUUUGAAAUGGAAUGUUUUCUACUUCCAAAUGAGGUGAUUCCAGAGAGCGUCGAUCUUUCCAGCUUCCAUGUGCCAUUGGAAAUGAUUGAGAGAAAUGCUGGAAUUCUGAUAUUCGACAAAUUGCCGAAAAAUUCCUUGAAGAAAGUGAACGGAAAGAAAUCGGGAGGAUUCUGGUGA